Molecule: messenger RNA, 1150 nt
Organism: Gekko japonicus
Lineage: Eukaryota; Metazoa; Chordata; Lepidosauria; Squamata; Gekkonidae
Gene: PSME2
Product: proteasome activator subunit 2
Exons: 10
Coding region: 1-669 (222 amino acids)
Biological process (GO): regulation of G1/S transition of mitotic cell cycle; positive regulation of endopeptidase activity; regulation of proteasomal protein catabolic process
Cellular component (GO): proteasome activator complex; cytoplasm; nucleoplasm
Molecular function (GO): endopeptidase activator activity
Source: RefSeq, a predicted model, not a curated record
AUGAAAGAUUUCCGAGACUCCCUUUUUAAAGAGGCAGAAGAGUUUCUCUCCACCUUUUUACCUGCCAAGAUAUGUCAACUGGAUCAGCUUUUGAAGGAAGAUGAAUUGAACAUUAAAGAUCUGUCGGUUCUUCGUGCCCCAUUGGAUAUCCCCAUCCCAGACCCACCUCCCAAAGAGGAUGAGAUGGAGACAGAGAAGGAGGAGAAGGAAGCCCCCAAAUGUGGCUACCUUAAGGGCAACGAGUCCAUCGUGUCCCUUUUGGACCGGGUCAAACCUGAAGUCCGGGAGUUCCGAGAGAAAUGCGUCUUGGUUGCUACCUGGAUUCAGUACAUGAUCCCCAAAAUAGAAGACGGCAACGAUUUCGGGAUGGCUAUUCAGGAAAAAGUCCUGGAGCGGAUCGUGGCCUUGAAGACCAAGGCGGAAGGUUUCCAGACCACCAUCGCCAAGUAUUUCUCAGAGCGUGGCGAAGCAGUGGCUAAGGCCUCUAAGGAGACUCACGUGAUGGAUUAUCGGUGUCUCGUUCAUGAACGAGAUGAGGCUAUUUACAGGGAAAUCCAGAUGAUGGUGCUCGAUAUCCGUGGGUUUUAUGCUGAGCUCUACCACAUCUUGAGCAAAAACCUGGAGAAACUGACCAACCCCAAGGGGGAAGAGAAGCCAUCUAUGUACUGAGAGGCCUUCCUCAGUGGGUUCUCUGGCAGCUGCCUCUGCCCGCUUCUCCAGGGUGGCACGUAAAAAGAGAAGGUUAUAGAGGGCAGAGAGAUGUAAAAGUAGAUGCAGAACUGCCUUGGCUGGGUUAGAAGCAAAUAAGAGAAUGAAAUAUGCUGCGACUUUGUUUUGUUGACAGACCUUAUGAAACUGAAUGAAAUUAAAGCUGAAGAAAAUAUGUCUUAUUUUCCUGUUAUGGUUUUUUUUUUUUCAUUAGCUACAUUUCCCCCCCAGAUUUGUCUUACUUUAAUUCAGGAGCUGAUCUCUCAGCCUUUUCUGUCUUUGAGCUGGCCAAGACUAAAUCUGUUCUGAGGAGCCGCGCCCACAGUCAGAGAAUCCAGCAACCGAGAUGUAAAACAAGAUUAUUUGUAUUUUGUGCUCUAAAUCCUUAUGCCUGAUGAAAAGUUUGUGAUGCUUUAAAGAGCUUAGUUCAAUAAAAGUGCCU